Molecule: messenger RNA, 1596 nt
Organism: Suillus fuscotomentosus
Lineage: Eukaryota; Fungi; Basidiomycota; Agaricomycetes; Boletales; Suillaceae
Exons: 7
Coding region: 1-1596 (531 amino acids)
Source: RefSeq, a predicted model, not a curated record
AUGACACCUUCCGAGGCAGCAAACGAUGCCCUAAACGCCACUCUGGCAGCCAUGCAACCGCUCAUGAAGUGUUGCAUGAAGUUGAAAGAGGGCGAUCCAGAGAGUUUGACACUAUCGGAUGACAUCGCCAGGCGUGUGCUAAACCCCACGCAGGCCAAAGAUCUAAGGAUGCAUGCUGGGGAUGCAAUGUCAUUCUCCCCGCAGCUACUCUCCUGUGCUGCUGUGAUCCAGCAGUACUCCAAGGGCGGUACUUUUGAGUGCGUCCCCGACUGGACCUCUGUGUCAGACAACGACCCGAGGAUCCAGAGCCACCCAAGGUUUGACAAGACCGUGGGCUACUGCAGUCCCUCUGAGAUUGAGGUUUCUACCUCUUUUGAACCCGUAAAUUUACCUGUGUCUGCCGUCCUCUCCCCAACAGAUACUUUGACGCCGCAGUCCACGGUCUUGGCGGUCUUGCCGACUGCAUCCAUCGCAGAUGGAGAUCCAAUCACCUCACCAGACACUCCACCCAGACCAACAUCUCCCCCACCCAAGCCUGCGGAUGCAACAUCAUCCGCUGACACUUCAGCACCUCCUGCUACUCCCUUCAAACACAAUCUCUUUGUGGCCGGCACUCAGAAGAAAUCUGCAAAGGUCGCGCCGCAGGUCGGCAAAAGUAAGAAGAGAAAAGCGGCAGACGACACUGACGAGGCGGUUACUGACACACCCGAGUUGCCUCCCCGGUCCUCGAAACCGAGGCAACAAAGGAAGAAGAAGUUCCACUCGGAUGAAGACCCAGAGAAUGCUCCCACCGGAACGGUAUAUGCGAUCCCAAAGCAGAAGGUAUCGCUGCCUGUUGCCGCUAAGAAGGAUGCCGACCCAGCAGUUCUGGACACUUCUGAUGCGCCUGAUGACAAAGGUUUCCAGGAUGCAGACACCAGGCCUGCCCUAUGGGGCCAGGAUUCCCAUAUUGCUACCCCGUUGCAGGCAAUAUUCCGUCCGUCAUCACCCCCGGAAGUGCGACAAGUGCAGGAAACUCGACAUACCCUGCCUUGUCCUGCCAGACAAGAAGUUCGGAUGCACAUGAAAAUCACAUGUGCGAUCGAUGGCGUGGGUGUUAGGGAGAGGUUGCAGGCGAAGACCGCUGUAGCAGCAUCCAAUCCUCCCAAGCACUCCGGAACGCGCAUUCUGAAAUCCCGCGCCAAGACACCUGGCCGCUCAUCUAGGAAGACAAACCUAGCGCCCCCACCCCCUAGUUCCUCCGGCAGUGAACAAGAGGGUAAUGAGGCAGAGCAACAGCCAACGGAUGUCCUGCCCGGAAAUGCUCCAAUGGCGCAACUUCCAACAACAUCCGCAGCCGACCCAGUCCCACAGCCCGAACAGGACGCCCAGCCUGCGCCGGCCAAUGCCAUGGAUGCUGAGCCAACAGCAAGACACAUCUUGCAAAGCAUCCAGGACCUCGGCAGGAGGUUAGAUCUCUUCGCCACCAAUGAGCGGGUGGAGGCAUUGGAGGUAAGAGUUGCUUCAGCGGAGACCAACUUCAACCAACGGUUGAACGCAUUGGAGCAACGGCUGAACAUCUCGGAUGCACAGCGGAGAGCGAUGUCCGCAUCUUAA